Messenger RNA from Capsicum annuum, 3224 nucleotides. Its product is annotated as leucine-rich repeat receptor-like tyrosine-protein kinase PXC3. Gene Ontology annotation, molecular function: protein kinase activity; ATP binding; protein binding. NCBI's taxonomy places the organism in Eukaryota, Viridiplantae, Streptophyta, Magnoliopsida, Solanales, Solanaceae. Gene Ontology annotation, cellular component: plasma membrane. Gene Ontology annotation, biological process: protein phosphorylation; hormone-mediated signaling pathway. The record is from RefSeq and is a predicted model, not a curated record. The transcript is spliced from 2 exons. The coding region runs from base 281 to 2971 and encodes 896 amino acids.
UUUUAUCAGUGUAUAAGUCCUGCUUACUUAUAUAAUAUAACAUCUCUCAUGUAUUCUAUUGCUGUGUGACUUCUUAUCCUAACUCGGAGUUUGUGACAAGUAAAGGUGUUUUCUUUUUAACAAAUAACCUCUUGAGCAUUUCAAGACUCAACCUUUUUUCACACCCCCAUCCCCACCCUUCCUAUGAAUUCUUGAUUGUUGUUCUAUUUGGUUGUAGUUGAAGUAGAAUAAGAAAUUGAACAAAAGUUGUUUUCUUGAAAAACAAAAAAGAAGUUCAAGAAUGGCACAUUUGAGCUAUAUGUUAACUGUGUUUAUACUAGUUGUCUUGUUAUCAAGAAUCCAACUUGGGAAUUCCCAGUUGUUUUUUCAUGAUCAGGAAGUAGUAGAAGCAAUUGGUAAAGAGUUAUCAGUACCAGGUUGGGAUGUAAACACAACUGAUUACUGUUCAUGGAAUGGCAUUGUUUGCACUUCCAACAAUUCAAUGGUUGUUGAAAGGCUUGAUCUUUCUGGUUUUAGAUUACAAGGUAAUGUAACACUUAUAUCUGAGCUCAAAGGUUUGAAAUGGUUAGACUUGUCUAAUAACAACUUCCAAGGUUCUAUUCCAUUAGCAUUUGGUAAUUUGUCUGAGUUGCAAUAUCUUGAUUUGUCAUUUAACAAGUUUGGAAACUGCAUUCCUAGUGAAUUAGGUAUGCUUAGAGGGCUUAAAGCAUUGAACCUGUCGAAAAAUUCGCUUACUGGUGCUAUACCUGAUGAGCUGAUAGGGUUGGAAAAUUUGCAAGAUUUUCAAGUUUUUAGUAAUAAGUUGAAUGGUUCCAUCCCGUUGUGGAUCGGUAAUCUGACCAGUCUUAACGUGUUUACUGGUUAUGAGAAUCAGUUUACUGGUAAUGUACCUGUUAACUUAGGAUUGUAUUCGGAGCUUACGUUGUUAAAUCUUCAUUCGAAUCAGCUUGAAGGUGGUAUUCCUGAGAGUAUUUGUGCUAAUGGAUAUCUUGAGUUUCUUGUUCUAACUCAGAAUAAGUUAACUGGAACGAUCCCUGAAUCAAUUGGGAGGUGUAAAAGACUUUCUAGUAUUAGAAUUGGGAAUAACAAGUUGUCUGGAGGUGUCCCUAAAUCGAUCGGGAAUAUUAGUAGUCUGACUUAUUUUGAAGCUGAUAGUAAUAGUUUGUCUGGUGAGAUUGUGCCCGAGUUUGCUAAGUGCUCGAAUCUUACGCUGCUUAAUUUAGCUUCGAAUGAGUUUAAUGGAACGAUUCCAGCUGAGUUUGGUAAGCUUAACAAUCUUCAAGAGCUGAUUGUAUCGGGGAAUAAUCUUUACGGAGAGAUUCCAACUUCAGUACUUAGGUGUAAGAAUCUGAAUAAGCUAGACUUGAGCAACAAUAUGUUCAAUGGGACUAUACCGGUAGAUAUAUGUAAUACGUCGAGAUUGCAGUAUUUGCUGUUGGGGGAGAAUGUGAUUCGAGGGGAGAUACCUCUUGAGAUAGGGAACUGUGUGAAGUUGCUUGAGUUGGAAAUGGGGAGUAAUGAACUUACCGGAAGUAUCCCUCCGGAGAUUGGUCAUAUGAAGAACUUGCAGAUAUCGUUGAACUUGAGUCAUAAUCGUCUCCGUGGAAAGCUGCCGCAGGAUCUAGGGAAACUUGACAAGUUGGUUUCUUUAGAUGUAUCUGAUAAUCAGCUCUCUGGGAAUAUACCUCUGGCGUUGAAGGGCAUGCAGAGUUUGAUAGAGGUUGAUUUUUCGAGCAAUGAAUUCACCGGUCCAAUACCGGCUUUUGCACCGUUUCAGAAGAGUCCUAAUUCGAGUUUCCUCGGAAACAAAGAUCUUUGUGGUGAUCCUCUGAGUGGUGGUUGUGGAGAUUUAAAUGGUUAUGACCACAACAUUUACGGUCACAAGGUCUCUUAUCGGAUUGUUUUGACUGUUAUUGGUUCUGGUUUAGCAGUUUUCGUAUCUGUCACGGUGGUUGUUUUGCUGUUCAUGAUGAGGGAGAAACAAGAGAAAGCUGCCAAGGAAGCAGCAGCUGGAAACAAUACCAUCGACGAGAUCUCUAGCAGACCAGUGAUACUAGCGGGAAACAUCUUCGUUGACAAUCUAAAGCAAGCAAUUGAUUUCGAUGCAGUUGUAAAGGCAAUCAUGAAAGACUCAAAUAAGACUUGUGUUGGUACUUUCAGCACUGUCUAUAAAGCGGACAUGCCUUCCGGGAUGAUUUUGUCGGUGAAGAAGCUAAAAUCCAUGGACAGAACUAUAAUUCAUCACCAGAGUAAGAUGAUCAGAGAGCUCGAAAAGCUUAGUAAGCUCGUUCAUGAUAAUCUGUCUAGGCCUAUCGGGUUUGGAAUCUAUGAAGAUGUUGUUCUUCUGUUGCAUGAGUAUCAUGCCAACGGAACGUUGACUCAAUAUCUUCAUAACUCUAGCCAGAAUCCUGAAUAUAAACCCGACUGGCCAACAAGACUUGCCAUUGCCACCGGAGUUGCAGAAGGAUUGGCGUUCCUUCAUCACGUUGCUAUCAUCCAUCUUGACAUUUCCUCCGGGAAUGUGCUUCUUGAUUCUAAUUUCAAGCCUUUGGUUAGUGAAGUUGAAAUAUCGAGGCUUCUCGAUCCAUCUAGAGGGACUGCAAGUAUCAGUGCUGUAGCUGGUUCAUUUGGAUAUAUUCCUCCAGAGUAUGCGUAUACAAUGCAAGUAACGGCUCCUGGAAACGUUUACAGCUAUGGGGUUGUUUUGCUCGAGAUCCUAACCACUCGACUACCUGUAGAUGAAGCUUUUGGUGAAGGAAUAGAUUUGGUUAAGUGGGUACACGGUGCACCUGCAAGAGGGGAAACACCGGAGCAGAUACUCGAUGCAAAGCUCAGCACCAUAUCGUUUUCUUGGAGAAAGGAAAUGUUAGCAGCGUUGAAGGUUGCGUUGCUGUGCACUGACAUGACACCAGCAAAACGACCAAAGAUGAAGAAGGUGGUUGAAAUGCUGAAAGAAAUCACCGAAAGCUAAAUGAAGUUUGUAUCAUCAAAUCAAAGUAUGUCUUGAUCGAUCUCAGUCUCUUCGUAUGUGAAUGUUCCUGUAAAAAUACAAGUGUAUGAUAUUAUUAGUCGAGGGGUCAAAAUGGUCGAAUUUCAAGUGUAUAACAUGUCUUAUCACUUUGUUUUCGGGGACUCAGUCAUAUGAUUACACGUUCUUUUAUCCAGAAAAUGUAAAUGGAGACGAUGCAGAUUCAUACAAAUAUAGCAUUAUCUUUCAUUUUCCA